AUGGAACUUAGAGAAGCAUUUAUUACAUUUCUUAAUUACAUUAAAAAUCAGCAAUAGAUAACAUUAAACUUAAAGAAUACAAUUGAUAAAAUUGUUGUAUAAUUAUAAUCCAAAUCAACUGAUGCUGAAAUAAAAUUAUUUAUUACCAAAUCGAUAUCUAAUCAUUAAAGAGUGAAUUCCUAACCUACUAAACCACCUUAAGUUGUUAAAUAGAAUGCUCUAGUCGGAGUAACUGCUUUUAAUUUUAAACCAUAAAGGAAAAUGUCAGAAUAAAAGUCUGAAUAGAAAUCUUAAGAAGAAAAAGUAACUACUUAAGAUACUCGAUAACUUUAUAGUAAUUUAGAAAUACAAGUCAAUAAAUAAUAACAAAAUGAAAUGUCAUUUGGUAAAUUUAAAAAUAAAAUCUUAUUACUUAAUGAUAUAGUUCUUAGUUUAAGAUAAUUCUAAAACAACACAGAAACUCUCUCCUAAAUUUAUAAUCAUACUUCUGAAAUAUAAACUGCCUAUGGAAUACGAAUUAGUCAAGAUAUACAUGGUUCUUGUUAAGUCAAUCGUAAAGGAUCUAACAAAUUAUUUGCUGGAUAUAAUAGUAAAUUAAUGAGUGAUGAUCAAUUGGUUGCCAUCCAGAAUAAUUUUCUAAUGAAAAAACAAAUUGUUAAAGGACUCCACCACGACAUAACAAUAGAAUCCCCAUUACAAAUGGAAAAGCAGAUCUUCUUAAUUUGAUAAUUU
Messenger RNA from Paramecium sonneborni, 732 nucleotides. Lineage: Eukaryota; Ciliophora; Oligohymenophorea; Peniculida; Parameciidae. The record is from the annotation of a GenBank genome assembly.